AUGGAGGUUCACCAGGCAGUGAAGGAUAAUAAUCUGAGCUUUUGUGCUAUUCUGGAGUCUCAUGUGGAUAUUGGUAACUUGGGUAAAGUGUGUAGGGCUGUUUUUAAGAAUUGGGAUUGGACUUCUAAUGGGAGUCAGUGUUCUAAGGGUGCUCGUAUCAUAGUUGGUUGGAAUCCGGCGAUUUUAGAUGUUAUGGUUUUAAAUCAGACGGACCAAGUGAUGCAUGUUCAAAUAGUUUUUAAAACUGAUAAGAAAGUUUUAUUUUGCUCGGUGGUUUAUGCUGCGAAUGUUCACACUCAUCGGAGGGAGUUAUGGAAUCAACUUUCUAUUCAUAAGGGGCUUGUUAAUAGUAACCCUUGGGUGAUCAUGGGGGAUUUUAACAAAGCUCUCAACCUUGAGGAUAAAUCCAUGGGUGCCUCGUCUUUUACAGCUGGUAUGCGUGAUUUUCAAGAAUGCGUGGCUGAUAUUGAAGUUUUUGACAUAAACAGAACGGGGCUACACUUUACUUGGAGCCAAAAGCCCAAAAAGGGUAUCGGUCUCCUUAAGAAAAUUGACAGGAUCUUGGGUAAUACCCCUUUUGUCGAUGAGUUCCCUGAUUCGGUUGCCAUGUUUAAACCCUAUCGUAUUUCGGACCACUGUCCUUGUAUUCUAAAGUUGCAGGUAGCGAAUAAAACUAAGCCUAGAGCUUUUAAAUUCGCUAAUUUUCUGAUUCACAAACCCGGGUUUCUUGACAUAGUGAACCGGGUUUGGGAGUCCCGUAUUAAUGGAGUCCAUCAAUUUUGUGUUGUUAAGAAGCUUCGGAUGCUAAAGUCCCCUUUACGGGCCCUUCUAUUCAGGCAAGGUAACUUACACAAAAAGGUUACUGAACUUCGUGGUCAACUAGAUGGUAUUCAACGUGAUAUGGAUCGGGAUCCGAUGAAUGAGGAGCUUAGAGUGGAGGAAGCAAAAGUUUUGCGUCUUUUCCAGGAGGCUUGUCUUGAUGAAGAACGGUUCCUAAAGCAGAAAUCUAAGGUUGACUGGUUGAUGGCGGGUGAUGCCAACACUGCGUUCUUUCAUAUGUCUUUAAAGUGUAGGAAUCAUAUAAGUCGAAUAGAUGUCAUAAGCGAUUCUAGAGGUACAAUGUUUGAGGGUGUUAAUGUUCCUAAAGCUUUUGUGAAUCAUUAUGAGAAUUUCCUUGGCUGUAAAGGAGGGGUGUCUCUUUGUCCGGCUCCUGAUCUUUUUACUAAGACUUUGAGCCAUGGGGUUGCUACUAAUAUGGUCCGGCGAGUUACCACGGAGGAAAUCAAAAAGGCCAUGUUUGAUAUUGGGAAUGAUAAAGCUCCGGGUCCUGACGGGUAUACGGCUGCAUUUUUUAAGAGCGCUUGGCAUAUAGUAGGGAGUGAAGUCUCAGAUGCUAUUCUGGAUUUUUUUUAA
Helianthus annuus (common sunflower) is the source of this 1413-nucleotide messenger RNA. RefSeq lists its product as uncharacterized. The coding region runs from base 1 to 1413 and encodes 470 amino acids. Lineage: Eukaryota; Viridiplantae; Streptophyta; Magnoliopsida; Asterales; Asteraceae. The transcript has a single exon. The record is from RefSeq and is a predicted model, not a curated record.